This is a messenger RNA of Hibiscus syriacus, 512 nucleotides long. RefSeq names its product glycine--tRNA ligase, chloroplastic/mitochondrial 2-like. Gene Ontology annotation, cellular component: chloroplast stroma; cytoplasm; mitochondrion. The record is from RefSeq and is a predicted model, not a curated record. The coding region runs from base 45 to 476 and encodes 143 amino acids. Lineage: Eukaryota; Viridiplantae; Streptophyta; Magnoliopsida; Malvales; Malvaceae. Gene Ontology annotation, biological process: glycyl-tRNA aminoacylation. The transcript has 4 exons. Gene Ontology annotation, molecular function: ATP binding; glycine-tRNA ligase activity.
UUGACAAAAUGAAAUGAUAGAAGUUAGGGACACUGCUGGACAAGAUGAUGCGAGUUGAAAGCAUGGUUUGCAAACUAAUCGUGGACUUCAGAGUUGAAGAAGACAUGCUUCUGAUUAUUAAGGAGGCUGCAUCACUUGCCAUGUCAGAUCUUGCUACUGCUGUUUUCACAGAAUUUACUUCACUCUCUGGUAUAAUGGCCCGUCAUUAUGCAAUUAGAGAUGGCUAUUCAGAGGAGAUUGCUGAAGCCUUGUUAGAAAUCACACUUCCUAGGUUUUCUGGAGACAUGCUUCCAAAAACUGACGUGGGAAUAAUUCUUGCAAUAGCUGAUCGAUUAGAUAGCCUUGUUGGCUUAUUUGCUGCUGGUUGUCAGCCUAGCUCAACUAGUGACCCGUUUUGCCUAAGAAGAAUCUCUUAUGGCCUAGUCCAGAUAUUGGUGGAAAAUGGAUUUAAAACAUGCUUUGGAACUUGCUGCUGAUAUUCAGCCAAUUAAAGUGGAAGAAACCACAAUAGA